This is a messenger RNA of Drosophila innubila, 1619 nucleotides long. Its product is annotated as carboxypeptidase B. NCBI's taxonomy places the organism in Eukaryota, Metazoa, Arthropoda, Insecta, Diptera, Drosophilidae. Gene Ontology annotation, molecular function: metallocarboxypeptidase activity; zinc ion binding. The record is from RefSeq and is a predicted model, not a curated record. Gene Ontology annotation, biological process: proteolysis. The coding region runs from base 127 to 1518 and encodes 463 amino acids. The transcript has 2 exons.
CUUUCCAUUAAAUUCAAAGUAUCAGUAUUUAUGUUGGUCGUGUGUAAAGAGAUUUAUAAAUUUGAAGUUCCAAUUGUAUUUAUCCAAUCUUUUCAAUUGUUUCGCUGUUAAUCUAUAUAAAUUACAAUGCAAUCCACGAAAUCCAAACGCGUUAAGAAGCCAAAAGCGCACUCUCAAAAGCUGAGUGUCAUCACAACGCCCAAGUUGCCGUUACGCCGUCUAAUCAUACCACGUCCGGAUGUGCUACACACGUAUCUGGAUUACAACCAGAUUAAUCAGUAUCUGGAGUAUAUAGUUAAUCGGUAUUCGAACUUUGUCAAGCUCUAUACGCUGGGCAUAACACAUGAGAAGCGUGAAGUGCGAGCUCUUGAAAUUAAUUGGAUGAAUGCGGAUAAUGUCGAGUUGUCGUCCCUGAGUCGCAUCCAGGCGGCCAAGCAGGCGGAACUACAUAAAAGCAGUGGUGUCAAGGGUCCCAUGGUUCUACCCGGCGAUAAGAAUCGCAAUAUUAUCUUCAUCGAGGCGGGCACACAUGCUCGGGAAUGGAUUACCGUGAGCACCAGUCUCAAUUGCAUCUAUCAGCUAACGGAGCGAUAUACACGGAAUAUUGAGAUUCUACGUAAUCUGCGGUUCAUCAUUGUGCCCCUGGUCAAUCCCGAUGGCUACGAGUUCUCGCGGAAUAAGAAUCGCAACUGGCGCAAGAAUCGACGACCUCAUAAGGGUACCAAGUUUGUAGGCACCGACUGCAAUCGCAACUAUGAUGUAUUCUGGGAAAGUGGACCAAGUAAGACCCAAAGGAAUACGUACAAGGGCGAACGACCUUUCUCCGAGCCCGAGACACGUGCUAUGCGCAAUAUACUCGACAGUGUGGCUCCCAAUUUGUUGUUCUUUUUGUCGCUGCACUCGUAUGGCCAGAGCAUCAUGUAUCCCUGGGGCUAUUGUCGUGACCCACCGUACCACUGGAGGGAGCUGCAUACGCUGGCAACCACCGGACGCACCGCUAUUAAAACUUAUAAUGGCAGGGAAUAUCGCACGGGGUCCAUUAGCUGCCUGACCAAACGCACCAUUGCAGGCUCGGUUGUGGAUUAUGUUUAUGGAGUUCUAAAGGCGCCAAUGGCGCUCGUUAUGGAGUUGCCGUCACGGGAACUUGGCUUCCAGCCACCCGUCGAGAUGAUCAGUCAGAUUGGACACGAGAGCUGGUUUGGUAUACGGGAGAUGUGCAAAAGUGCCUUCGAUCUGCGGCGACACAUCAAGCGUGAUGAGGAACCGAAAGCACCCAGACCGCCAGUACAAGUAGGCGACAGUCCCACCCGCAGCACCAACACCAGCACCGAGGAGAAGAAGACGACGCCCAAGAAGCGAAUCAGGAAACGUUCCAAGCGUACACUACUCUCACAACACGCCGAUAUUCUAGAGAUGCAAAAACGCCACAAAGCUGCCACAGCAUUGGCGAAACGACCAUUAACAGCUCCCGUAUUGGCAACACGAAGCGGUCAAGGAGAUGGACCUUCAGAUGACUAAAAGAACUUUGCAUAUUAAUCAAAUAUUGCUGGAUUUUGUGUUCGUGUGUCUGUACGUUAAUUAAAAUCAACACAUUUGACUGGGUUUGGUCCCAAUUUAUA